CCAUUUAGCUUCUAAUAGCAGCAGAAGCAGCCUCGAGAACUACAGCUGGUCCACCACAGGGAGAAAGAGGGAGCUUGCCUCUAAGACAAGCCCUAACCAUAGCCCAGGCACCCAGAAAGGGAGACAGCAGGCUAGCAUCAGUGUGACUAAAGAGCAACCAGCACAAGAAGCAUCAAAGAUCGAUCACCAACUGGACACAAAGGAGAAAUCAAGAAGCUGAGCUAGAGAUCGGUAACAAUAAUCCAGCUUCCAGCCACACUUGAAAGACAAUUCCUUGGUGAUCAUGGCAGACAAAAACUGAAGAAUAUUUAUCAGAUUUAUUUAUCCUCAGGUUUUCUUUCUUCAUUGUGUCUCCCAUACAUUUAAAAACAUGCCUGAACAAAGCAAUGACUACCGGGUGGUGGUGUUUGGAGCAGGAGGCGUUGGCAAAAGCUCACUGGUCUUGAGGUUUGUAAAAGGCACUUUCAGAGACAGUUAUAUCCCUACAAUUGAAGAUACCUACAGGCAGGUGAUCAGCUGCGAUAAGAGCAUAUGCACUUUGCAGAUUACUGACACAACAGGGAGUCAUCAAUUUCCUGCCAUGCAGCGUUUGUCUAUUUCCAAAGGACAUGCUUUCAUUUUGGUCUAUUCUAUCACCAGCCGGCAGUCCUUGGAGGAACUCAAACCUAUCUAUGAAGAGAUUUGUCAGAUUAAAGGGGAUAUAGACAGCAUUCCAAUCAUGCUGGUGGGGAACAAGAAUGAUGAGAAUCAUAAUCGAGAGGUCCAGACUAGUGCUGGAGAAGCCAUGGCCAAAAAAUGGAAGUGUGCUUUUAUGGAAACUUCUGCCAAGACAAACUACAAUGUAAAGGAGUUAUUCCAAGAGCUUCUGAACUUGGAAAAACGCAGGACUGUGAGUUUACAGAUUGAUGGCAAAAAAAGCAAGCAACAGAAAAGGAAAGAGAAGCUGAAAGGCAAGUGUGUCAUCAUGUGAAAACAGCAAUCAUUUCAGUUCCUGAGUCCUGACUGAACCAGGUUUCAGGCCUGUAGACAAUGAGAAACAUGUAAGACUAUUUAAUUAAUGUUUUGAAAGAAAUGUAGUAGACUUAAAAAUGAUGUGGGGUAAAAGAAUUAUAGCCUUUUUAUAAAUUCUCCAUUGACAAAAAACAGUACUGAACAACCAGUGGCAUUUAUUUCAAAAUCAUAGAAAACAGCACAUUUGUAACUAUGCUAUGCUGUGUAUAGAAUUAUGAAAGAUGUAUUCAUUUAUGAUAAUAACAUUUGGAAAACUCCUC
This is a messenger RNA of Heteronotia binoei (common prickly gecko), 1271 nucleotides long. It is a transcript of the gene DIRAS2, whose product is annotated as DIRAS family GTPase 2. Bases 371 to 970 code for a protein of 199 amino acids. The record is from RefSeq and is a predicted model, not a curated record. The transcript is spliced from 2 exons. Gene Ontology annotation, cellular component: plasma membrane. Gene Ontology annotation, biological process: signal transduction. Lineage: Eukaryota; Metazoa; Chordata; Lepidosauria; Squamata; Gekkonidae. Gene Ontology annotation, molecular function: GTP binding; GDP binding; GTPase activity.